AUGGAAGGCAAAGAUGGGUUGUGGGUUUUAACAGAUGAUAGUCGGAAUCCUAGACGGGAAGGUUUAGUAGUUGAAUAAGACCAUAGUCUAUCAAUAUAUGAUGGUCUGGACACUUAACAGAAGUAAUUGUGUCAAUAGAGAUAGUUGAAAUGAAACGUGACCGUGAUGAAUAAUAUUUAAUGAAGAAAUUUGUGCGCGGUGAGGUACAGUUCAACAUGAAAUAAAGGCUUUGAUUGUCGCUUUGAAGUUUGCGGGCUUCCAGACCAUCAAAUAUCGACGGACUAUGAUAAGACAGUUAGUCGUUGCGGCUAUGAAUUCCUGAAAAUUGCAAUUAGGCUUAGUUCAAAUGAUGAAUUUUUAUGACGCGAACCUAAUGCAAAUGAACUCAAACAGACGAACGAGUUCAGGUAAUUUAUAUUUGGUUCGGCACAUAUGCGCGCGUUUAAGUAGCUAAACCACGAGGUAGCACGAGUGCUUUACCAGAUGUAAAUUAACAUGACGUUUUAUCAGAUACGAACAAUGAACAUUGAACAACUUUAUUUAAGGAGGGUAAAAACACAUGACAGCAAUAUAACUGAAAAAUCUGUAGCCUUCAUAUACAUAGUAUAUAUAUAUAUACAAAGUUAUUAAUUCUACUUUAAAACGUCUAGUAACAGCUACUUAGAGUAAGAUCAAUAAGAUCUAUAAUCUUAGGAUUAUAAAUUCAUAUAUAAGUAGUAAUAUAGAGGCCGAUCGAUCCGGAUUUUUGCGGCGAUGGUGGAGGUGGUGGAGUGUGGUGGAGGUGGUGGAGUGUGGUGGAGGAGUGUGGUGGAGAGUGAAGAGGAGUGAGGAGGUAUGAGGAGUAAUGACGUCACUCAUUAACAUACGUCAUAAUUAUAUGCAAUGACGUCACGCGGGCCUGUUCGGGCGAAAUUGGACAAAACCUGCUGACUACACAUUUUUCAGCUUCUCUCCUCGUGUGUGAUACAAUAGAGGGAUUAAUCUUGGCUUACUAUGAAUAACUCGAGUCCCUCCCAAGGCAAAAUUGUUAUCGAAAUUAAUAUAUAGCAGUGUUAUAGCCGUAUCUUUGCUCGGAAGCGAUAAAUUUCCACGAGUAAAUUGAAGGAUUUUUCGUUAAUCGAUUUUGCUAAUCCUGGGUUGUCAACGUCGUUGCUAUGGUCAAUAUUUGCAUGUUUUCAACAUUAUUUAGCAAUCCUCCUACAUACAUAUAUACUGUUAAGAUGAUCAUAAGAAAGCUUAUCAAGAGUAGAAGUUAGAAUUAGAACAGUUGUAAUAUUUUUUGACACUAUCGUGUGUGAUUGGUAUCAAUAAACAUGUUUUAAACUUUGCAAAUUUGCGUUGUUAUGCGUUGCUAAGUCAUUAGGAGGUGUGUAGGUAAUUAAGGGGAUUAAGGUAAUACGAAUUUGCAUAACUAAGUGUAUCCCGAUGGAUAGAUAGGGAUUAUUUUUAACGCCGGUGUAUACCUUAAAAUCAGGCGCGUUGCUUUGCGGGUGCAUGCAUAUAUUAAUGUACAACAUAUUUGUACACGGAUCAGGCGGGCGGGUUAGAUAAAUCGCGCGGGCGGAAAGAGCGGGCUUUGCAGGUAAAUGUUUCAGUUUUAGAAUACAUUUAUUUCUUCAAAAUGUUUUACAAAAUUUAGUAAGGUCUACUUCUAAGAGCGUAACGUCUAGGUGUUUUUGUUAUUUUUAAAGAGUUCUCAUAUUCUUGUCUAUCUUCUUGGGAUAACUUUGCAAGUUUUUCCGGCUUCAUUGGAAUAUAUUUCGGUCUAUCGCUCAAUAUAAAACGUUCAUAAUCCUCUCGGGGGUGCAGGGGGGGGGUGCGCACCCCCAGGCUCUGGUCAACAGGGGUGCAUGGGGGGGUGGGUGCAAAAAUGACGUUUAUCCUAAUUCUAACCAACUUAUGUUAAGGAAUUCAGUUGCGUAUCACUAGUUGACAAUAGCGGAAUAGCCAAUAUUAAAUAUUCUGAAUUUUUAAAUCUUUUGAGAAUCUAAAGAUUUUCCAGAAUGUUUUCUCAGAAUGCUGGAAAUGCCAUUUCAGAGACCGAAAUUUUAAAAAUUUUCUGGGGGAGUAUGCCCCCGGACCACCCAAGAAAUCUCGCGCCUUCGGCGCUCGUUUCGCCAUUGGUUAGCACCCCCCCCCAAGAAAACUUUGCUGAAUCCACCACUGAUCGGAUUCACCAUCCACAAAAUUUUUAAAGGCGGGUUCUUUCUCAACCUCGCAAGCCAGGGUUGGUUUUUUUCUCUUAAUUGCCACAUACUGUAGAGAAAUUUACGAGUAUCCUUGACCAUGUGGUUGUUUUUUUGUAUUGGCAGACUAUAGAGAUGAAGUCAUUGAUGCACACGAUGAGUUGGCCAACGAUCAUCAAGUUGAGGAGAACACUCCGACUCAGUUGGUUAAAGAAAUCGCUAUUAACCGCAAUAACGUGUUAAAGGAUAUGAUCAUUGCAUUUAAAGACGAAAUAAUUUUGUCUUGUUGCCUUGAAAUUGUAUUUAUCGACGAGAGAGGAAACAUCGAUAACGGAAGAGGUGCUGGUGUAAAGAGAGAGGCGCUCAGUAUAUUUUGGAGAGAAUUUUACAACUCACUUGCUACUGGUGCUUCCGAAAAAGUUCCAGCGAUACGUCAUGACUACCAGCAAAGUGAAUGGAAAAAUAUUGCGCGUGUCCUUGUUGCAGGAUUUACCAAGUUUGGAUACUUUCCUGUUACUCUGUCGAGUGCAUUCAUAGCUUCCUGUCUCUUCCCGGAGGAGUUGCUUGCUAAAGAAUGGCUUGUAGAAUCUUUUCAUCAAUACAUAUCCAAAGAUGAGAGUGAAACUCUAAAAAGAAGUGUCACUGACGAAUGCCCUGAUCCAUCAACAGACGAGGAUGUGACUGACGUGCUCUCAAGCUACAAGUGCCGCAGAGGGGUUAGAAAGGACACAAUGCCAAAAAUAAUCAAAGAAUUAGCACAUCAAGAGAUAAUACAGCGUCCGAAGUACGUAGCUAAUGCCUGGUCUCCGAUUGUGAACGAACUUAAACGUUUUGAAGAAUUUAAAACUGUUGAUAGCUUGGUGAGAUUUUAUGAAGCUAAAAAGCCUACUCAGAAAAAGGUUUGCAAGCUCUUGACCUCAAAUCCAGCCACCGAUGCCCAAAGAGAGUGUUUCUCCCAUUUGAAGCGGUUCGUUAAGUCCCUCGACGACAACCUAGUAAGUAUUUUUCUCCAAUAUGUUAGUGGUAGUAACAUCAUUGCUGUUGAUUCAAUUGAAGUUGCGUUUAGUGAAGAAAGCG
This is a messenger RNA of Paramuricea clavata, 3263 nucleotides long. The record is from the annotation of a GenBank genome assembly. Lineage: Eukaryota; Metazoa; Cnidaria; Anthozoa; Malacalcyonacea; Plexauridae.